Messenger RNA from Perca fluviatilis (European perch), 2577 nucleotides. It is a transcript of the gene acot11b, whose product is annotated as acyl-CoA thioesterase 11b. The transcript is spliced from 15 exons. Gene Ontology annotation, molecular function: thiolester hydrolase activity; lipid binding. Bases 190 to 2040 code for a protein of 616 amino acids. Lineage: Eukaryota; Metazoa; Chordata; Actinopteri; Perciformes; Percidae. The record is from RefSeq and is a predicted model, not a curated record. Gene Ontology annotation, cellular component: extracellular exosome.
CAGCAGUAGCGUGUUUGCAAUGUGUGUGUUUAUAAAGUUGUUGAGGAGUGGGUGAAAUGAAAAGAGGUCCGGGUCGCAGGCUGCAGUUUGUCACCCGUAUCAAUGUUUUGUAGCCGACAGUUUAUUGGCACUUGAAGGACUUUAUCUUCAUUUCACCAUCAGCAGUGACUUGAACAUUUGUUGUGAGUUAUGACGUCAGAGGGGAAAUAUGCAGACACCAUGCAGGACCUUCUGUUCAUUGAGGAGAAUGAUGAGGUGGACAGAAACCCCACUGAAGUGAAGAUGAGUCAGAUUGUGCUACCGUGCCACGCCAAUCACUGUGGAGAGCUGAGUGUCGGACAGCUGCUGAAGUGGAUGGACUCCACAGCCUGCUUGUCAGCUGAGAGACAUGCAGGUUGUUCCUGUGUCACUGCAUCUGUUGACGACAUCCAUUUUGAACACACCAUAGGGGUGGGAAAAGUCGUCAACAUCAUAGCAAAGGUCAACAGAGCCUUCACGUCCAGUAUGGAGGUGGGUAUAUUGGUGAAUUGUGAGGACCUUUACACCGACAGGCAGUGGAAGGUUUGCCAUGCCUUUGCUACCUUUGUCGCAAGACGAACUGAAGCUGGGAAGGUACAGCUAAAGCAGGUGCUUCCUCACACACAAAUGGAGCAGAUGGAGUACAGCCUGGCAGCAGAGCGGAGGAGGAUGAGGCUCAUCCAUGCCGAGAUCAUUACAGACCUACUGAACAGCAGCACAGCUCAACUGGGAGAAUGCCAGGAGUACCAGGACGCUGUGCCGGCUGAGCGGACACGGGUGGAGAGUGUGGAGCUGGUGCUACCGCCACAUGCCAACCACCAAGUCAGCACCUUUGGGGGCCAGAUCAUGGCCUGGAUGGAGAAUGUUGCUACAAUUGCAGCAAGUCGCUUGUGUCACACUCACCCAACCUUGAGGAGCAUAGACAUGUUCCAUUUCCGUGGCCCGUCUCACAUUGGUGACCGACUGGUACUGAAAGCAAUUGUUAACAAUUCCUUCAAGCACAGCAUGGAGGUGGGAGUGUGUGCUGAGGCCUACAAGGGUGGAGAACCUCUGCGCCAUAUAAAUAGUGCCUUUAUGACCUUUGAGGUUCUGGACAGUGACAGGAAGCCAUGCACGCUGCCACGGAUACGACCUGAGCCUGUGGAUGGAAAAAGACGAUAUCUAGAAGCUGUUGCCAGGAAGAAGAUUCGCCUUGAUAGGAAAUACAUUAUCUCCUGCAAGCAAACUGAAGUGCCUGUCUCUGUGCCCUGGGAUCCAAGUAACCAGAUGUACCUGAGCUACAAUAAUGUAUCAGCACUGAAACUAAUGGAUGCCAGGAACAACUGGGUAUUAACUUUUGAGAAAAACAAGGUCAGACUGUACACACUGGAGGAAAACCACAUGCUGUGUUUCAAAGUGGAGAUGCACGUCAGCGUACCGGCAGAGCAGACGUUCCACCUACUCUCGGACCUGAGCAGGAGAAAGGAGUGGGACCGACACUAUGAGGAGUGCGAGGUGAUCAACCAAGCAGACGAGGAUGACACCCUUUAUCGUGUGGUUACACCGUCUGUCACUAAAGGUGGCAAAGGCCAGGACUUUAUCUUGCUGGCAUCCAGAAGAAAGCCAUGUGACGCCAGAUCACCUACUACAACCAGGCCACACCAGGUGUCCUCCCCUACAUCUCCACAGACAUUGCUGGCCUGUCCUCCAGCUUUUCCAGCACCUUUUCUGCUUGUAGUCACUUCCUGGAGGCCAACAAGGACAGCCUGGCUGCUCUGCCACACUCUGCACGGUGACACAACAGUGCUGCCAUGGUCUACCUACAAGAGGACCAGUAGCAUCAGUAGGAAGGAUUCAGAUCACUAUUGUCAUCCCAUUUCACCUCUGUUGUGGAUGUGCUGUGCUCUAAGAGCCCAUACUGUAGUUGAAUGUCAGUGGCCCACCCUGAGAUUACAAUCGUUUUUGCUAUGGAUUUGUAGUUUCUUUCACUUAUUUAAACCUCAGUUCUCACUGUAUGACUUUGUUCAUUCUGGGCAUGGGUGAAAUUGUCUUUUAAAAGGAUGAAAAUAUAAAGAACUUGCUACUUGUUUUCAGCAAGAUUAAUAGGUAUGAAGCAAGACUGCACAAUGUUUCUCUUGGAUUUUAAGCCUCUUAUGUUUUAUUAGAGCUAAUAUAUUGUGAAACACUCUCUAUGCUAAUUUAUAGAUCAAUGAAUCAUAUUGUGGUACAUAGGUUUAAGUAUUUAACACAACCUUAGCAAUCUAUUAUCCUUAGACAGCCAUGUUUUUAAUGGUAUUGCCAGUGUUUUAGUCUCAGCCGAGAUGUUUCAAUCCGCCUCUUUAGUUGAAGUUUCUACCUCCUAAAUAAAGUUUUUAAGCUGUUUGAUUAAGACUUUAACUAUGAGUAAGCCAGGAUGUACAAAUAGUGUGUAAUGUUGCCGUUUUAUUUUGAGACGAUGUAUAGUUUUAGAGGAUGACUCUUGCACUGAUUGUAUGAUAUGUUGAUAUUCAGUGGCCAAGUAUCUCACAUGUCGAGCUGUCUUGAUUUGAACUGAAACAAUAAAGACUAUAGACCAGUGGA